Molecule: messenger RNA, 1247 nt
Organism: Cuscuta europaea
Lineage: Eukaryota; Viridiplantae; Streptophyta; Magnoliopsida; Solanales; Convolvulaceae
Source: the annotation of a GenBank genome assembly
GGGAGGACUUGGUGGAUCAGUUUGUAGAUUUUUUGAAGACAAAACCUAAGAAGAUCUUUCUUAUUCUUCAAUUGUAUCGUGCAAGGAAAUUUCAGGGUCGUGUGGGUAUAACAAACAUGUUUAAUGUGACAAAGAUGCUGUUGAAUAGUGACAGUGAGGAGUGUGUGGAGUUUAAAGCGACGUUUGGGCCAGAUAAUGAUGAUGAUGAUGAUGAUGGCGAUGUUCUAGCCCUAGGCAGUUUCGUGACCCCUACUCAUCAAGAUGAUGUAGCAAACGGUGAAAUCAACUUGGUUUCGAUUGAUGAUCUAAUGAAAAUGAAAGAGGAUGGGAAACAUUGGAUCUAUGGAGAGAUUUUGGCAAUAGACAGUUACCGAGACUGGUCCUAUAUUUCUUGCAAGGGGUGCAGUAGAAAAGUGGCGUCUCAAGGUGGUAGUUUCAGGUGUGGAGUUUGCAACACCACAGAAGUGGUUUUAAGGUACAAGCUGAAUGUUAGGGUGAUGGAUGAAACUGGUCAUGCUUCAUUUGUGUUUUGGGACAAAGAAUGCAUUGCUUUGGUGGGAAAGACCGCAAAUACUCUCCAUGAAGAUAUUGAGAAGAAAGAUGUGGGACCUUACUAUUUUCCAGUUGAGAUUGAUGCGUUGGUUGAAAUUAAGGGGUUGUUUCGAGUUCAGACUAAGAGAGAAACUAUAAGCUACAAGGGUGUGGCAACAUUUAGUGUAAUUGGAAUGAAAUGUGAUCCUGCCGUUGUGUCUUUGUACAAGAACAAAGGAAAAUCAGUGGAAGAUGAAGAUGAUUUCACACUGCUCAAGAAGGAGUUUUCUGUGUCUGAGAAAGUCACGCUACUUGAUGAGGAGGAGACAAGCCCCCUGUUGAUAAAGGAACAAAGGAUAGCACUUAAGGUAGACAAUGAUGGCAUCAAGAGGAAGCUAUUUGUUGAGCCCACCCCAUUUGUCCAGCCAGUGAAGAGGUUGAGGAAAGUGAAGGUGGAAAAAGAGUAGGAGUGGAAAAUGACUAUGUUUUUGGCAAACUGAUGUACAGUAUACGUGCAUCAUUUGUAUGUUUUUGUUCCAUGGACCACUACAAACAUCUCUUGGUGUCUGUGUAAUAUCUAAGGAAAAUGAUUAGGUUAUGAUACAAACUUUUGAUGUUGAUUACUUGCUAAGUAAUUUAUUUUCAUCCUAAGUUUGUAAGGAAUGGCGUUUUUUGCUACGUGUUAUGUAACCUAUUCUUAAUCUAAUGCAUGCCGG